AUACAGCUGGCCCAGUGCAAGGUGACAGUCAGCUAGAGUGAGCUGGAGGGGGAGUAAUUAGGGAGGUCUGCUGGGAAGGCAUCCACCUUAUUAGUGCUGCUUCCAUUGCUUAGGGGGAACAGAGCUAGUGACUGAAGUGUUGAGAUGGCAGUCAACAGGAGCCCGACCACGAUGGAUGGAAACCACCCUGAGCAGGAAAAUGUACUCCAGAGGGUCUUUCAGUUGCCUGUGGUGAGUGGCACCUGUGAGUGUUUCCAAAAGACCUACACCAGCACCAAAGAAGCCCACCCCCUUGUGGCCUCUGUGUGUAAUGCUUACGAGAAAGGUGUACAAGGAGCUAGCAACCUGGCUGCGUGGAGCAUGGAGCCUGUGGUCCGACGGCUAUCAACACAGUUCACGGCUGCCAAUGAGCUAGCCUGCCGGGGAUUAGACCACCUGGAAGAAAAAAUUCCUGCUCUUCAAUACCCUCCAGAAAAGAUUGCCUCUGAGCUAAAGGAUACCAUCUCCACCAGGAUCCGAAGUGCCAGAAACAGCAUCAGUGUCCCCAUUGCCAGCACUUCAGAUAAGGUCCUGGGGGCAGCUUUGGCUGGCUGCGAGCUUGCCUUGGGCGUGGCACGGGACACAGCUGACUAUGCCUCUAGCACCCGGGUGGGUCAGCUGGCAGCUGGAGGGGCGGACUUGGCCUUAAGCAAUGUUGAGAAGGUGGUGAACUAUUUGAUGCCAGCACCCAAGGAAAAUCCAGCCCCAGUCCUGGAGCACCUUAGUCCUCCCCAAGUCCAGCAGAAGCUGCCAAAGCCAAAGCCCAACUUUCUUCAAAGAAUUGGAACUUUAACCAACACCAUCUCCCAGCACACCCUUGAGACCACAGUGCAGACUCUCCGCUGGGGCCAUGCAGUAGCCAAGUGGAUCCCCGGUGUGGCUCCACUGAGCACUAUGGCCCAGUGGGGUGUGUCAGCUGCCAUGCAGGUGGUGUCGAGACCCCGAUCCACAUCAAGGGGAACUUGGCAGUACAACCAGGCUCAGGAAGAGGAGGAUGAAGAGGUGGAGGAGGAAGAGGAAGAGGAGGAAGAAGAAGAACUAGAAGUGAGGAAGGAAGAGAGCAAACUGAAUGAGACCGUGCCCAAUAACCAGAGCCUCUUGGGCAGUGUGGUUCACACUUUGCAGUCUGCCUACUUAACCACUGUCUCCACUGUAAAGUGGGCACCCCUUGCCAUCUGGAACAACACUGCUGGAAGACUGUUUCACCCCAGUUCUGGUCAGGAGACCUUUGCCAAAAGCAGGGCAAUGUCAUUAUCAGAUGCCCUGAAAGGAGUUACAGAUAAUGUGGUGGACACUGUGGUGCACUAUGUGCCGCUCCCCAGGUUAUCACUGAUGGAGCCAGAGAGUGAGUUUCGGGAUAUAGAUAACCCUCCAUCGGAGACUGAUCGAAGUGAAGGUGCCACUUCACCCACCCCUGAGGCCCCAAGCAAACUACAGCACCGGGGAAGCCUGAGGAACACCCGCAACUCCAACGCUCUCUCCUUCCUGGGCCUAGAAGACAAACUCUUUACACAGCAGAUGCCCCAGCACCGCAGCUCCCUCCAUCGUAGCCCCACCUUUGAGCCUGAGACAUCUGCCACCAGCCGCUCCAUGUUUUCUUCCUACCACCGGGAGAAGCCCACCCGGCGUGUCAGUGACAGCUUCUACCGGCCCAGCGUCAUGGAGCCCAUCUACAACCGGGUCCAUUACAGCCAGCUUUACAAGAAGAACUGACCUGGGCCAAGGUCCCUGCAGGACCAGUCCUUCCUCGGUGCCUUCGGUUGGUCCCCCUGGUCAGUGCUCAUGCCCUGCUACCAUUGCCACUCCCAGCUUAUUCCUGCUGCCUCCACAGAGAAGAGCAAAACCUAGAUCCUAAGAGAACUCGAUCCAGUGACCGUGUCUGCCUACAACCUACAUACUCGCUCAUUGCUCUGACAGAAUCCUAGAUAUCCCAGUAGAUGGAUCCCCCCUCUCCCUGCCUGCUUGCCAGAAAGGUACCACCAGCAUUGAGACUAACCUGAGGGCAAAAACUGAGGGCUUUUGGUGGUUGGAGCCACCAAAAGCAAAGAGUGAGAUGAGGCCUGCAAACUCAUCGCAUGGAGGAGCUCGCAGGGAAACUGAAUCAGGUCUAAAUAUAAUGAGAUUUGAGGACUCAUCCAUUUAAAUUGGAGCUGUGUCCUUCAAAGUAGUCCUCUUGGAAGCUGAUGCAGUCUUGCAAUGGUGCAACCCUUGCUCAAACAUGUUUAGAGAUUUUCUCUGGCAAUAGCCUCUAGGGCCUGUUUGCAGCCACACAAGAAAGCCAGCUUUCCUCUCUGUAGUCAUACCUCCCAAAUAGGAAGCUAGAUGAUCCUUUGGAAAUCAUCUAGUCCAACUGCCUUGUCUUAUGGUUGAGUAAAUGAAGGCCCAGGGAGGUUGUUACUAACCCAAGGUCACAUAGGAUGGAGACCCAGGUCAUUUGACCCCAAAUCCACCUCCCUCUUACUUUUUUUGUUUUGUUUGUUGUUGGUGGGUCAAUGAGGGUUAAGUGACUUGCCCAAGGUCACACAGCUAGUAAGUGUCAAGUGUCUGAGGCCAGAUUUGAACUCAGGUCCUCCUGAAUCCAAGGCCGGCGCUUUAUCCACUGCGCCACCUAGCUGCCCCCUCCCUCUUACUUUUGAACCAAGAUUGUAUUUCUCAGAUGAAUGACCUAUCAGACUUAGCUCCAAAUGACUUUUGGCUAUUUCCAAAAAUCUAACGCAUCCUCCAAGGAGGAAAGGUUUGUAACCAAUGAGGUUAUUCAAAAGGAUGUGUUGCAAGCCGUGAAGAGAAUUCCCACAGAAUUGUCCCCAAAGUGUUCUGAGCAGUGGUUGUAUGUGCUGGAAUAAAUGUGUGGGUUUUCUAAGGGACUUCUUUGAGGGAGACUAUUCAUUUAGGCAUAUAAAAUGUAGGACAUUGGUUUAAAAAAAAACAGUCCCAUGAUUUGAUAAUCUCACCUUAGCUAGUAACCCUUCCUUCCAUUGCAUGUGGGUUGGAGGCUGUUUAUAGACACAUUUCUUUGUCUAUUAAAAUAACACCUACCUUCUCUAGUUUUCCAUUUGCAUUUUGAUUUCAGGGUUAUCCAAGGGCAGAGUGAUGAAAGAGGUGACUACUCUGGGUUUCUUUCCACCCUGGGCUUCUAUUAUGCACAACCACAGGGAAUCCCAAACCAUUUUCUUUAUUGUUCCCUUAGCUACAUCAAUAGAAUUUGAGCUAAUACCCAUAGCACCUUCUCCCUAAGCUUCUUCAGGAUCCCUUUAUGUUAACCCUUACUGAUGAUGCCUCUUGCCUGCAUGUAUAUACAUACUUUGCUAAAUAUAAAAGCUCCACGCCCAUGCAACCCAUGAGAAUUCCCUGGUAGGAGGAAGCAGAAUCUUUGUUUCAGAAGUGUUCCUGCAAAUUGACUCAGUUACCUGGUGGAGAUCUUAGGUGUGAUCACUUUGUGGGCCUCAGAGAUGUCCAGUCUGUACCCAGUGAUCUGGCCUAAUUCCUAUUGAAUUACUUCUAUGCAGUGUGCAGAGACAGAGAAACGAUAUGUACCUGGUCUGUGCAGACAAGAGGCAGGGACAAGGACAGAUCAGGAAGUGUGUGGUCAGAGCCUGUUUUGAGAGUCCUCAGUCUGAUCCUAAGAAAGAUGGGCAUCAUUUCCCAUUGCUUAGCAGGGGAGAGUGUUGACUAAUCCAAAUAUGGAGAGGGUGGCCUGGGCCAAGGACAACAGAAGAAAGAGAGAAAAUGGGGAGUGAGAGAAGAGGAGGGCAGGAAGAGGUGAAGGUUAGGACUCAUGGGCUUCCCUGAGACCCUUUAGAAUAAGUGAGGAAAGUCUUUGGGGAUGCUCUCAAACCACAGCUGUCCUCCUACCUCUCUCCUUGUCCUUUGCAAGAGAGGCCCAGACAAGGUGGAAAGGCGGAUCUAGUCUAGGAUGUCAGGAAAGGUGAAGAGAUUCUUAGCUUUUCCUCUGAGGGAAUAGGACAAACAACAUCCAAGAAGACAGAUAUGUGUAUCAUACCCUGGGUCUCUUUCCCACAAAGGUCCUGAGCAUGUGUUUCUCCAUGUUGUACAGUCAUGUCACAGUUCAUGGAAAGAAAUGCAACCGACAAACAUCCCUUUGUUCCAGGGAAUCCCUUAAAACUACUCUUCCGUCUUCAAGCCACACUCUGCCAUUCCAUCUCUGUGGGAAGACUUCAGGCUCCUCCUCUCAACCCCCUUUACCAUCCUCCUGGGGUCAAUGCCAGAGACUGUUCCAAGCAGUAGGAUCUACCUACCUAUAACUACUCCUAUGCCUCAACUAUUAUAGAUGUACAAUAAACACAACAUAAUAAGCAACUGUACAAUGAAUACUAUAUAAAUACAAUAAAUGUACUGUUGGCUUGA
Dromiciops gliroides (monito del monte) is the source of this 4404-nucleotide messenger RNA. RefSeq names its product perilipin 1 (gene PLIN1). NCBI's taxonomy places the organism in Eukaryota, Metazoa, Chordata, Mammalia, Microbiotheria, Microbiotheriidae. Gene Ontology annotation, cellular component: lipid droplet. The record is from RefSeq and is a predicted model, not a curated record. Gene Ontology annotation, biological process: lipid metabolic process. Bases 145 to 1752 code for a protein of 535 amino acids. The transcript is spliced from 9 exons.